UCUGUGCUGGUCCAGUCCCCUUCUACUUGUUGGUUCAUUCCUUGUUUACUUGUAUCCUGUGGAUACUUUAUGCAUAUAAAUAAUUCACUCUCCCACACACACACACACACUACAGGUCAAUUCACGGAAGUAAUUCCUCAAGCGUCGAAUCUAAGAAGUCUUCUGGUUAUUUAAAACAACAACAACUUUGUUCCCGAAAAAAACUGUACGUUCGUCGCAGGAAAUUAACUGUAAAACAAUGUUUUUACGGCCGGGUAAUUACAGAGCUGUAAUUUACGAAGGGCCCCUGAAUGCAACAGAAGACCGUUCAGGCGGAGAGAGAGUUUAAACGGAGGAAAAGGUCUUUUUCUUUUUUUGUAAGUAACACUUGGACAUUUACACCUUUGUUUACUGAAUACAGGAAACCGUGUUAGGACGUAAUGUCGUCCAGACAAACGUCCAGCUGUUUCUGAAGUCGUUUUGUAGCGGAUUAUGGUUCUAAAUUCCUGAGACUCAGUGAGCAACGGUAGCAUCCUCACUUCCUCCGUUAGCCCCGAACAACACCGAACCGCAGUAAAGUAAACUGAAGAGUACUACGGAGUACUGAAGUCCCCGAGUCCGUUUACAAUAAUAACGAAACCUCUGCGGUGAUUAUAAACGGUGUCAUUCUGUCCCGGGCGGAGCCGCAGCACAGACCGUUAGAGGAGCUGCCGUCUGUGGACGACAUUCCUCCCGCUGUGGUCGUCAGGUCAACGGGGCUGUUGUUAGGUUAGCUGUGACUCUGGUGUACCAACUGUAGCGUCACAUGGUACCGUAGAAGAAGAAGAGUCUGUCCUGACAGGAGUCUGUCCGCGUCAUGUGGGUGUUGAUGACCACGAAUCUAAGAUGACAGAUGACGUAGAUACACCAUUUGGCGGGAGGAAAGCGUCAAAGUAUUCAGCAAGUUUGUGUGUGUGAGAGAGAGUGUGUGUGUGUUUAUACAAACGAUGAUGUGACGAUCACAUGUCGUUCAGAGCCAGGGUUCUCAAACUAUGAAUUGUGUACCACUAGUGGUACUUUGGCUCCCUCUGGUGGUAUAUGUGGUACCUAGUGUUUUUGUUUGACCGUAUUCAUGACAGUGGAGGACAUGAAUGUAAUUUGUUUUGUCUAGACCAGGGGUCACCUGGUCCAGACUGACCAGAGAUCUGCUCCUUGUCCUCUCUGUUACUUGUCUUUGUCCUCUGUACUAGGUGUAAAGACUUUUGUCCGUGGCCUGUGCUGAGAGACGACUGUAGAUGACUGUAGUUUUGUGACGCGCGUCAGUCGGAGCAGGAGAUGCCGGACACACGUCCCAGCGGUCCCUGUCUGUGGACGCUGCUCCCCAGUGGCGCCCCCUCUCCGUGCGACCGCUACAAACACGCCUGCUGCAGCUCCGAGGGUCACGUGUACGUCCUGGGGGGCCGAGGCAGCGGCUGCCUGAGGGACCUCUGGAGGUACAGUGUGGUGCGUCAUGAGUGGACCCAGCUGAACUGUUCGGGCGAAGCGGCGCCUGAAGAACUGGAGGAACAUUCUAUGGUGGCGUAUGAGGGCGCCCUGUACGUGUUUGGAGGUAUGUUGGAUUCUGCGUCCACCAGGUCCAAGAGUGCGCUGUGGGUAUUUGACAUGGUAAAGCAGAAGUGGAUACCCAGCCCGGGAAAGAGCGCCGCCCUGCAGAGGAGAACCCCCUCCAACAGGAAAGGUCACAGUGCGGUGGUGCUGGCCUCGGCCAUGCUGCUGUACGGGGGGCUGGUGGACAUGAGGGGGUCUUCAGCUGAGUUUUGGAGGUUGGAUUUUGACACCAUGGUCUGGUCCCUGCUCUCUGACGGGCAGCAGAACUCUUCAGGACCUGGUCCCAGACACAGUCACUCAGCCGUGCUCCAUCAGGACUCCAUGUACCUGUACGGGGGGUUGAAGGGUCUGCAGGAGCAGAGGGACUUCUGGAGGUGGAGCUCCGUCAGCCACGGAUGGAGUUCCCUCACGACCAGGUCAGGACCCGUCCGACUGGUGGGCCACACCGCUGUGGCCUACAAGGACCGCAUGCUUCUCUUUGGGGGGGGGCUGAGCCAGAACUCUCCGAACAACUGCCUGUGGAGCUUUAACUUCAGCACUCACACCUGGGGGCAGAUGGCCUCACUGCCAGGCUCCAGCCCCCCAGACAAGAUCCACCACUGCUGCACCGGACUGGGUCCCAGCUACAGGUCAGAAACCGGCGGCCCGUGGCCCGGCUGUGGACAGAGGACCAGGGUUCUGACCCGGCCCUUCAAGAACAGGUGUUUCCCCGCUCCUCUGUCCUUCCUGGGGUCUCAGGGAGCCAUAGAGCUGCAGACCUUCAGUCUGGACCAGAGCCACGGCGGCAGAACCACCGCCUCGGAGCAGGAACCCACGAACAGGGACACGGAACGGAACCGAUCCGGUCUGACCUUUGAAAACAAGGCUUUAAAGAAAACGUGGAGCUGCACAGAAGACCAGCUCAGCGAGGAGCGGGAGGAAGAGGAGCAGGAGGAGGACAUCAGCCAUCAGCACCUCCCUGACCUGCUCCUGGUCCUGGGGGGGCGACCGUGCACCCUUCAUGGACCACUGUCUGUUUGGCAGAUGACUCUGAGCGACUCCUGACCCUGGACCACGAAAAGACGUCCUCAGUGGAAACACUGUGAAGGACGGACUUCAUAUAUUUGUAUAUAUUUGUGUGUGUGUUUCUCAGUGUGUACUGACCAGUCACCCUGAAAGUUUGAUAUAUUUAAAUGUAUUUGACAGUUUCAUAUAUUUUUACAUAUGUUUGCUAUCAAAUAAAAAACUACUAAUA
Messenger RNA from Cynoglossus semilaevis (tongue sole), 2800 nucleotides. It is a transcript of the gene klhdc3l, whose product is annotated as kelch domain containing 3-like. The transcript is spliced from 7 exons. Lineage: Eukaryota; Metazoa; Chordata; Actinopteri; Pleuronectiformes; Cynoglossidae. Bases 1294 to 2610 code for a protein of 438 amino acids. The record is from RefSeq and is a predicted model, not a curated record. Gene Ontology annotation, cellular component: Golgi apparatus. Gene Ontology annotation, molecular function: protein binding.